UUCUUAAAUUACUUCGUUAUACAGUUAUACAGCCUACCCCAUCCCUCUCCUCUCUCUCUCUCUCUCUCCCCGUUCAAAAUCAAGGAAGCAAUGUUAAGAGCUUCUCAUCUCCCACCGAUAGCAACUCCAGCACUCGGUGCUCUUAGAGUAUCUCUGUUUUCCUGUCUCAGCCUCUCCUCACCUUCAAGCCGUCUCAAACUCUCAAACUUUGCACCAUUUCGCACGCUUAUCCCUCCAGCCUUCGGACCCAGUUCUCCUCAUCGAUCACUUUUGAGCGUGGAGCGGGUCGUUCCUCUGCUAGGUCUUACAUGCCCCAAGGGAACGGCUUCAUUUAGUGCCGGGAGUAACUCUGGAGGUGGCAGGGAAAUAUUGGUGCAGCACUUACUUGUUAAAGAAGAUAAGCUUUUGGUGGAUCUUCAACAGAGAAUUUUAGGAGGUGAAGACCUUAGUGAUCUUGCUGUAGAGUACUCUGUUUGCCCGUCCAAAGAAGAGGGAGGAAUGCUUGGGUGGGUGAGAAAGGGGCAAAUGGUUCCUGAGUUUGAGGAGGCUGCAUUCAAUGCACCUUUAAACAAAGUUGUAAGGUGUAAAACAAAGUUUGGAUGGCACUUGUUGCAAGUUCUCUCUGAGAGGGAAGAAUCCAUACUUCAAGAUAUUCAACCUGACGAGCUUCAUGCAAAGAUGCAAGAUCCUAAUUUUUUGGAAGAGGCGCAAUUGAUUGAUGUUCGAGAACCUGAAGAAGUGGCUCAAGCAUCUUUGCCAGGUUUUCAGGUUCUUCCUCUCCGCCAAUUUGGAAACUGGGGACCUGAGAUAAAUACCAAGUUGGAUUCACAAAAGGAUACUUAUGUUUUGUGUCACCAUGGCAUGCGGUCGUUACAGGUUGCCAAAUGGUUGCAGACACAGGGUUUUCAAAGAGUAUUUAAUGUUGCCGGGGGAAUCCAUGCAUACGCUCUCAAGGCUGAUCAGUCCAUUCCUACAUACUGAAAAGAUAUAUUCGUCUUCCAUCAAAGAACUUGGUCUUUUCUCUGCCUUCAUUCGGCCUCUUUCUAGCUAGUGCAAGUAGAUCUUUAGUUUUUGAUUCUUUGGGAAGAAUUUUGACUUUUCCAUACUCCUCACAGAAAUUGAGAAAUGGCCACCAUCAACUGGUAUUAAAGAAAGUGAGCAAUUCCUUUUGUUCCUA
Juglans microcarpa x Juglans regia is the source of this 1177-nucleotide messenger RNA. Its product is annotated as rhodanese-like/PpiC domain-containing protein 12, chloroplastic. Bases 91 to 981 code for a protein of 296 amino acids. Lineage: Eukaryota; Viridiplantae; Streptophyta; Magnoliopsida; Fagales; Juglandaceae. The transcript is spliced from 8 exons. Gene Ontology annotation, molecular function: peptidyl-prolyl cis-trans isomerase activity. The record is from RefSeq and is a predicted model, not a curated record.